CAGAGUUCAAAUCACUGGACCUGGCCCAGUAAGAGUUCGAAUCUCUCUCAAUAUUAAGGCACGCAUAGGCACCACCGGCCACCGUUCAGACACCCACCGGCCACCGUCACUGGCCUCCCUGUGUUUUUCCUCGAAACCGGCGCUGCUCUGCUUCUGCUGGACUGCUUCUCAGAACCGGCUGCUCUGCUUCCGCGCUGCACAGCUUCUCUGCGCCGCAUUGCUCGCCGGAGAACCUUAGUCACGACGCCACCAACAGCGGCCGCGAAGUGUGAAGGUCACUGCUCUGCUCCUGCUCCUCUUCUCCUCGGCGCUGCUCCGCCUCUUCUUCCCCUGCUCCUUUUCUUCUCGGCGCUGGUGCUCUUUUGGUGAGGAAGGUCACAAGCCCCUGCUCAGCCGCUCUUCUUCUUCUCGGCGUUGGUUCUGCAUGGGAGAAUGAAGUUAGAGACAGAAAGUCUCAAAGAUGGUAAAUGCAAUGAUGGAAAAGAAAAAGAGAAGGUUCACUUUCUGUGCUGUUAAAGUGAUUCUGCUGGUCUUUUCUGUUCAAGGUCUUGAUUGGAAAAGUUGAACAGAAAAUAAACCUACUGCUUCUUCAGUGUUGAUGUGGCCAAAGACAUACAAUUCUGUUGUAGAGGAUUGUGUCUCAUCUUAAUUCAAUUAGCUGGUGCUGUAGUAACUCCAAAGAUCUUAAGUGAAACUUUUUGGUGGUUUACUUACGUGUACAGUUUCUCCAUGAAGACUUGGAGGCAAUUUAUUGGACUGUGUAUAUAUUUGUUGGUGUGGAGUUCAUUUAUAUCAUCUCCUAUUGUGGAUUCUGCAAAUUCAAACUUCAACAGUGGAAAUGACAGAACCUUUCAUCCCAUCAAGAAAUUUGUGAUGCAAUCUUAUUUUGACAGGCACAUAGAAUUACAUGAUUCAGUUUUUGAUAAUUUUAUAUCUCAAGAAGACAAUGCUGGUUUGUGUCAAGUGCUUCCAGAAAACCAUGAUUUUGUGCCAAGAUUGUCAGUUCUGAAGCGAGAGCUUAUUGGCGAAGGUUCUCAUCGUCAUGUGUCUACAUUACUAAAAUUUCAAGCCCGGCAAUCAGAGUCUUCGUCCCAACUUCUAAGCUCCUCGUGUGACUUCAUAAUUAUUGAAAGACUACCUACCGGUGUUUUUGCUGAUCCAUUUGAACUACAGCGACUUGUUCAGCGUGGUGUCUUCAAUGAUGUUGAUGUCUUUGGUGAUACAAAUCUGGAACUUCCUUCCUUCUUGUCUAAUCGUUCUGCCGUUGAAAUACAUUCGGUUGUUGACCCAAAUAAAUUUCUAGAGCCAACUGAUAUGAAGAUUGAGCUUCCAUUGCAUGCGCGAUAUCAACCUCUAAAUGAAAGUGGCUACUCCACAGUUGAACUUGGUAUGCCUGAUAUUCUGGUGCGCUGCAGCACAAAUGAAAGGUCAGAAAAUCAAAAUUAUUUCUUCAAAUUGACCAACAAUGAUGCUGAUGUUAUAUAUGAAGCUGAUGUUCUUUGGAGAAUUCCUUCUGGGAAAAAGGCACAUUCUAACCUAGUUUUUGUCAUUACAUUUAGUGCAGCAUUGUUAUCAACUCUUGUAAUUGUUCUCUCGUCAUUAGAAUAUUCUAAGAGCAGAGUGAGAAAAGAUUCCAAGCAAUCUUAGAAGUUCAGAAGUUCUUCCGCCAAGAAUUCUGGGUAUUGACUAUAAUGUGUCUUGUUCCUUCUUUUAUGGGUAUUGACAAAGUUUAGGUGGCUUUAGUAUUUGUCAGUCUACCAAUGUCAGAGUAUAUGUCUGUGCUUAUGAAAAGAGUGUUCAUAGCAAUAGAAAGGACUCUAAUCCACAUUCUUUUGAGAUAUGUUCAGAACAUUGGCUUCUUUGCUGACUCUCGUUGACAGUAUAUCUCGUCUAUAAUAACCUCCCAGGCACAAUGGCUAGGAUGGAUUUCUAUGUCUCUUCAUCCGUGUUAAUUCUUUGGGAAUUCUUCGGCGAAGAGUGAAGAUUCUAACUAAAUUUGUAGACGAUUUUUUUCUAUUAUGAGUAAUCUUCACUCUUCA
This is a messenger RNA of Arachis duranensis, 2039 nucleotides long. RefSeq lists its product as uncharacterized. Gene Ontology annotation, cellular component: endoplasmic reticulum membrane. NCBI's taxonomy places the organism in Eukaryota, Viridiplantae, Streptophyta, Magnoliopsida, Fabales, Fabaceae. Bases 730 to 1647 code for a protein of 305 amino acids. The transcript has 7 exons. The record is from RefSeq and is a predicted model, not a curated record. Gene Ontology annotation, biological process: GPI anchor biosynthetic process.